Paramuricea clavata is the source of this 1971-nucleotide messenger RNA. The record is from the annotation of a GenBank genome assembly. NCBI's taxonomy places the organism in Eukaryota, Metazoa, Cnidaria, Anthozoa, Malacalcyonacea, Plexauridae.
CUGUUGCAGUGAAGUGAAUUGAGUGUAGAACAAUUGUUUUGGAGCGAUAGGGGCAGGUCAUUAAAGAAGAGGAGUUCAGUGGAUACAUUUUUAAGCGUACACAUAGCAAUCAUGCAAGCGGGCCGAGAAUUUGUGCUAUUUGCAAGUGUAGCUGUUACGUUGUUCGGGCUUGUGGCCAGCAGUGGAGUGAUAAUUUAUGGGGCAGCCAAACUUCCCAAAGACGUUUUGAACAGCAUUGAAGAAACGAGAAAAGCUAUGGGUUGUAAUGCCCAUGUUCUUCCAACUGUUGGUAAGAAUGUACUCCUUUUUAUAGCUGAAAGAUUAGGCAUGGAUUAUUAACUAUUUUUAUUUAUACUGGAUAGCUCUAUCAGUUCUAAACUGUUCUCUCUAGUAGAGGUCCAGUAAGGAUCAUCUCUUAUUGAUCCAGUGUUACUACAGGAGGAAACCUAAACUAAACUAACUUUAUUUAUACUGGAUAGUUCUAUCAGUUCUAAACUGUUCUUCCUAGAGGUCCAGUAAGAGUCAUCUCUUAUUGGUCCAGUGUUACUACAGGAGGAAACCUAAACUAACUUUAUUUAUACUGGAUAGCUCGAUCAGUUCUAAACUGUUCUUCCUAGAGGUCCAGUAAGAGUCAUCUCUUAUUGAUCCAGUGUUACUACAGGAGGAAACCUAAACUAAACUAACUUUAUUUAUACUGGAUAACUCUAUCAGUUCUAAACUGUUCUUCCUAGAGGUCCAGUAAGAAUCAUCUGUUAUUGAUCCAGUGUUACUACAGGAGGAAACCUAAACUAAACUAACUUUAUUUAUACUGGAUAGCUCUAUCAGUUCUAAUCUGUUCUUCCUAGAGGUCCAGUAAGGAUCAUCUCUUAAACUUAAAAAAAUAGAACGCUGACUUUUUCGCGUUCUCUUUUUCUGUCGUAAACAACUUCAUAUACUGAAGUUUGUUCCAUAUAUGGAGAAAGACGUGGAAACAGAUUUUAAAAAAUGCUGAUUUUAAAAAAUUUACGAAUAUCUUAGAGGUAACUGUUCACAAUUUUAGCACUUUUCAGCAUUAUUUUGAGCGCUUUUUGAGCACUAUUUUUAGCACUUUUUAGCCAUUUUUGCGAUUUUACCAGCGCACAAUCGAGAAAGGCCUAUCAGGUAGUUCAGACACAAACCAUGACAGUUUAUGGUAGAAUACUGCCUACACUAGACCACCACGUUUGAAAUUUCUUUUUCAGGGGGGAGAAUAGGGGUAUACAAAUCCGCCGAUUUGAAGCAAAAUCCAUGAUCCGAUCCAAAAUAUUAGAUAAAUCCUCAAUAAGAUCCGAAAUCGGUGUAAAACAUUCGCCAGAUCCGAAACUGGACGAAGUAUACAUUAAUAUUCAAAAUGGCGGCAGCGCAAUCACCGCCCAAAAGACAAACGAACUAUGGAUUGAAGAGAAGACUACCCAAACCCUACUGGCUCGAGUUCCUUUGAAUUCGUCCAAAAACGGCUACCGUGCUAUAAAAAUGCGAGGUGUCUACAUGGGCUGGCUGGCAAGCAACAAACGAAGGGGCUUUUUGAAUGUGAAACUGUCCUUAACCCAAAAACAUUUACUGAAGAAUCUUUUCAAGUCCAAAUCUUAUUUUGUGAUUUACACGUCUUCAUUAGCUGGACAAGGUGCAUCUCCGAAGUGCGAGUCUUUUUACGUCACCAUUAAGCCACAGAUCCCACUAAACACGGCGAAUUUCCGUACGAAAGUUUGCUCGGCGCCCGAUGAGAUAUCAUUUCCUUUCAACGGUUCCAGUUUCUUUGACAUGGGUAUGGCCCUACGAAAAUCGUUGAAGGAUAAUCCGAUUCCGAGAAACGCAGCCGUUCUACGAAAUCCGAAGUGUUGUCACGCCACCAAAGCGACUUCUAGGAAUUUUGCCAAAAUUGACAAACUUACAAUCCGUGUUGUGAAACUUGCCAACGUGGAAAUCACGGAAUGCGGUUGUGGAACGGUUUAA